UUUGCGCGCGCAUUCGUCGCCAUCUGUUGCGUAGCGUAGCAAAACCCGGCGAAACUUUUGAAGUGGCAAGUUUAACAGCACAGCCGAGACCUGCACUCCAGAGUAUUCCGUGCUUAUCUCAAACAACCAUUUAGUGUCGCUGGUCUUUGACCGCGAUCUACCGCUCGCUCUGAGCUCCGUCUCUGCUCACAAGGGGCGACCGCUUUAUAUCCCUGUAUCACAAGGACAUCUGUUAAGUUUGCGCGAAACGCUGCCGAAGGGUCUGCUUUUGAAAAAGCCUGGUCAUGGUGUCUUCAAUCCUGAGAGCACCCCAAAUUGGUGCCAUUGCCCUCACAGCCACAGUUGCAGGUGGGGCAAUCGCUGCAGCAUCUUACAUUUGGCUCAAGCGCAAGGCAGCUGCCAAUAACUUUGUGCCCGUGGCUCGCCUGGUGAACAUUACCAUCUACCCUAUCAAGUCCCUACCUGGCAUUGAGGUUCCAUAUGCUGACUGCACUGUGGCUGGACCAGUCUACAAGGGACUCAAGGACAGGCAAAUGCUCCUUGUAAAAGACGACUACUUUGUUUCAAUGCGUGAAGAGCCCCGUCUUGGCACGAUUAAAGUAGUCUUUGAUGAAGACAAACUGGCGUUGACACUGACUGCAAAUGGGUAUCCACCACUGGUAAUUGAUCUCCAUGACACAGAGGACCAGAGCAAGUCCCCGUUCACUGUCAGCGUCCACAUAUCAUAUUCUAGGCUUUCUGUUUUAUUUUACCCAAUUACUCAUCCAUGCAAAUGGUUUGCUUUCAGGGUUCGGAAGAACAGUUACAAGGCUGUGGAAGUGUCGGAAGAAGCUUCCCAGUGGUUUAAGAACUUCCUCAACUGCGAUAGCAUUCGGCUUGUCAGAAUUAUUUUGGACAAGGAGACGAUCGAUCGAGGAAGGGAUGGCACUGCUUCGGUUGCUUUCCAAGAUAAGUCAUCAUUUCAAGUCCUCUCAAAGCCGUCUCUUGACGAGCUAGUGUCCAGGUUGCCUCCGGGUAGCGACAUCAGACAGCGCAAUUUUCGGCCCUCUCUUUUUGUUGACGGCUGUGAAGCCCAUUCAGAGGACCACUGGGCACGUUACAGGAUUGGUGACGCAGAAAUGGCUUUCUUGGAGCGCACAAGAAGAUGUGUGAUGACUACAGUUGAUCAAGACACUGGUAUCAAGACAUCAAAGGAACCCCUUGUGACAUUGCGGAAGUACAGAAUUGACAGGUCUAAGCUAGGGGUUGAAAGGUACGAGCAUCAACCAUUGCUUGGUAUUGGCUCAAUCCAUAUUAAAGAUGGCAGGAUUGCACCUGGAGAUGAGAUCUGUGCUGUCAUAGCUCCAAAGCCACUUCUGUAAGAAGAGGUGGGUGCAUCAUACCUGCAUUAGAGGUGGGUGCGUCGUACCUGCGUUGAAGAAUUACUGGCACCCAUCUAAGUUUCUGGUGCUGGCCACUCACUUGUAUUUUGCUUUCUGGCAUUAACUCAACUGAGUUCUCCCUCUGUUUGUGUGAGCAUUUGCCGCUUAAUGGAUUGUGAUGGCAGUUAACUAAGUUUCCUACUAUCUUCUCUAAGCUGGUCGAUAUCAGUGUCUCCACGUUAUCAGUUUCAGUACUUGUUACUGCUUUUUAUUAUAUCUAGCUUUGCAAUAACAGUUGGCUAUAAUUGAAAAACAUAAGUGAAUUUUGGUACCAUGCAAGUGUUGACCUGAUUAUCACAUAAGGUAGCGUGAAUAUUGUUAGAGUGGUGGUGCGAGAGAGUUUCUUUGCACAUUUCUGUAUGAAACUCCACUGUGCUGCAACACAGCAAAGCAGAACAUUGGCACUCAUUUUAACAUUUAUGUGUAACUAAAGUAUGAUUCCACAGUCUAUAAAUGCCAGUAUAAGAAAUAUUUGUUGGCUAUAUAUCCAAAGAAUGACAUUCCGCUGAUUUUUACACAGAUUUAUAUUGCUGCGUAUUUACGUGUUUGGGUGCAACAAUAUUUCAGCAUUUUAAAAUAACAGUUCACAUUGCUUACCGCAUACCUAGAAAUAACACACAAGUGAGUAGGCAGUCGGUGCUGGUAUGCACUAACUGUCCAGGCAAUGCAUACACGCCUAUAUACAAUAAACUAAAUGCGACAUAGCAGAGUGCAAUGUUCAGGAGUUUGCACCACGGCAUUACAUAGGCAGCGAGUCAGAUUUGUAGGUCUGAUUUGUACUCGCGACAGUGGUGGUCACUUUAUGCAGCCAUGAAGGGGCUUGAUUCCAGUCGAAGAUGUAGUAACCCACUGUGUUCACUAUGAGCAAGGUGAUAGCAAUAGAGGUUGCCUUGGUCAUCAUGCCAUCUGCAUUAUGCAAUGAAGAUUGCUAAAAGUGCUUAUCCCCAGUGCACUUGCAACCAGCUCCACCCCAUGUGCAAUGAAGCAUUGUAUUUUGCAAGAGGUUCCUUUUAAUUAUAAAUUGCAACUGCCAUUUGUUGUGAAAUUGUAAAAUGCUGCAGUGCAGCUUGUGAUUUUGUGAGCCUUAGCUUCGUAACAAUUGUCUGGACAGCUGUUUAGUUACUUUGUGCAAAACCUUUCUGGUGUGAGAUCCUGUGU
Molecule: messenger RNA, 2579 nt
Organism: Rhipicephalus sanguineus (brown dog tick)
Lineage: Eukaryota; Metazoa; Arthropoda; Arachnida; Ixodida; Ixodidae
Product: mitochondrial amidoxime reducing component 2
Exons: 9
Coding region: 285-1361 (358 amino acids)
Molecular function (GO): molybdenum ion binding; pyridoxal phosphate binding; catalytic activity
Source: RefSeq, a predicted model, not a curated record